UUCUUUUAACUUUAUAUAUUUGGUGUUGGUAGCAAUGAUCGGUGUGCAACCAUGAGAGCAGUUACAAUUUCCUUUUUUGGAUUUCUUCUUGUCAUCACAGCCACCGUUCUUAGCUUUUGUGAUGGGAAUUCCAAUGUGCUUUGCAUUGAAAGUGAGAGGCAAGCUCUUUUGCAGUUCAAGCGACACCUAAUUGAUCGAUCAAACAGGCUAUCUUCUUGGGUUGAAGGUGAGGAUUGCUGUGAAUGGGUUGGUGUUUUCUGCAAUAACUUCACUGGCCAUGUCAAAGAGCUGCACUUGGGGCUUCAUUCAAGUAGUCCUGAUGUAGAACUGGAUGAUGAAUGGGAUGGUUACUUUCAGUCAGCUGAAUGGGAUGCUUACUUUCGGUCAAAGCUAGGAGGCAAAAUAAAUCCUUCUUUGAUCGAGUUGAAACAUCUCAGUUUCCUAGACUUAAGCAACAACGACUUUGGAGGGCGGGCGAUUCCCGAAUUCAUUGCUUCGCUGAAGAGUUUGACAUAUCUUAACCUCUCUUCGGCAAAUUUCCAAAGAGCAAUUCCCCAUAAUCUUGGAAAUCUCUCAAAAUUGCAUUAUCUUGAUCUUGGACACAAUUUCUUUUCUGAAGCUAAAACUCUUCAAUGGGUUUCUGGUCUUUCGUCUCUGCAGUAUCUUGAUUUGAGCGAUGUAGAUCUUAGUACAGCAACUGAUUGGCUGCCGGUAACAAACAAACUUCCUUCUUUGGUGCAGUUACACUUGUCAGAUUGCUAUUUAAAUAAUAAUGAUCCAUCUUCAAUCAGUGUUAACUACACAUCUCUUGCCGUUCUUAAUCUUUCUUCAAACAGGUUGUCUUCGAUACCUACAUGGAUAUUCAGUCUUCGUAGUCUUGUGUCCAUCGAUCUUAACUCUAAUGCAGUUGAAGGUGUGAUUCCCAAUGGUUUUCAGAACAUUUCUUCUCUCAAAUUUCUUGAUCUUAGUUGGAAUUCAUUCUCUUCAUCAUCGACACUCAGCUGGUUGUCUAAUUUAAACCAACUUCAAUUCCUUGGUCUUGGUUGUGUCGGCCUAAAAGGUAAUUUUUCAAGUGCUAUUGGAAACUUGAGCUCUCUUACUCAUCUUGAUGUUUCACUUAAUGGAAUUGAUCAAGAGGUAUCAGAAAUCAUAGAGAGUUUGUCUAGAUGUUGUUUGGAUCGAUUAGAGUCAUUAAAUAUUGCAUCUAACAAACUUUCUGGCCAUUUACCUGAUCAACUUGGCCAAUUUAAAAAUUUGGCAUACCUUUCCCUUUCUGGAAACUCUAUUUCUGGUCCCAUUCCAUUCUCAAUCGGGAAGUUGUCAUCAUUGAAAUUUCUUUAUGUUGCAAAAAAUCGAUUGAAUGCAACUCUUCCUCAAAGUUUAGGGCAACUUGGGAAUUUGGAACAUUUAGACGUCAGCAAUAAUAUGUUGGAAGGAAAUAUAUCAGAAAUGUUCUUUUCUAAUCUCUUGAGAUUGACAGUUUUUUGGGCAUCUAACAACAUGUUAACGUUUAAACCAAACCCAAGUUGGAUUCCUCCUUUUCAAUGGAAAAGUAUUGGAUUAGGUAACUGGCGUCUUGGUCCGCAAUUUCCUCAGUGGCUACAGUUCCAAAGGAACAUAUCGCGGUUAGAUAUCUCCCAUGCUGGAAUUUCAGGUGUCAUUCCCACUUGGUUUUGGAACCUUUCAACAUCAUUUGUAUAUCUAAAUCUUUCCCAUAACCAUCUAGUCGGGGAGAUUUCAUAUUUACUGAAGAGUAGGACGGUUGACUUGAGGUCCAACCUACUCACAGGUCCAUUGCCACGACCAAUUUCAAAUUUGGAGUUUUUAUUUUUGUCUAAGAAUCUAUUUUCAGGAUCCCUUUCUAAUAUUCUUUGUAAUUCCUCAACUAAACUGGAAGAAACUUUGACCAUUCUUGACAUUGAAUCAAAUCUUCUGUCAGGUGAAAUUCCAGAUUGUUGGGAAAAUUACCAAAUAUUGGGAGUCUUAAAUUUAGGAAACAACAAUCUAACUGGGAAAAUUCCUAGAUCCUUGGGAUAUGUAGGUGGUAUUGAGUCAUUAAACCUUCGUAACAAUAACCUGUUUGGAGAAGUACCAUCCAUAUUGCAGCAUUUAGCUAAUUUGCUUAUUCUUGAUCUUAGUGAAAAUCAAUUGACGGGAAGUAUUCCAGCAUGGAUUGGAGACAAGCUUUUAGGCCUUGUGGUUCUAAACCUUCGUUCAAAUAAAUUCCAAGCCUAUAUUCCUGAUCAAAUUUGUGCUCUUAAUUCUCUUCAGUUCUUGGAUCUUGGUUAUAACAACAUUUCAGGAGCUAUUCCAAAAUGUUUUAGUAACCUAAGUGCCAUGGCCACAAAACGCAUCGACGGAAUCUUGUAUGUAUGGGUCUGGGAAUUCAACCCUAACAAAGAGUUUUAUUUACACGCAUCAUUGGUGAUGAGAGGAAGAGAGGAUGAAUAUAGUACCACACUAGGACUUGUGAUCGGCAUAGACCUUUCAGUUAACAGUCUCACAGGAGAUAUCCCCAAAGAACUUGGUAAUAUCAAGGAGCUGCGGUCGUUAAAUUUGUCAGGAAAUCUCCUAACAGGACAGAUUCCAGAGAACAUUGGCAAUAUGGAGGAGUUGGAAUCUCUUGACUUGUCGAUGAACCGACUCCAUGGUGAAAUCCCUUCAAGUUUCUCCAAUUUGAAUUUUUUGAAUCACUUCAACGUGUCAUAUAACAACUUGACAGGAAAAAUCCCAUUAGGCACCCAGCUCCAAAGCUUUGACAAGUUGUCUUACAUUGGCAAUCUUCUUUGCGGACCUCCAAUCACUAAAAAUUGCAGCAGCGAUAGCGAAACACCUGAUGUUAGAAAUGGUGGUAGCAGUGAAGGAAGGCACAGGUCUAAGGUGAAUUGGCUUUAUGUGAGCAUGGUGGCUGGAUUUGUGAUGGGGUUCUGGGGAGUAGUGGCUCCCCUGUUUUUCAUCAGGUCUUGGAGGUUUGCUUAUUAUAAAAAACUGGAUCAUAUUGGUGAUAAGCUAUACGUGUUUUGGGCUACUAUUGGUAUUCGGAUAUGGAAAUGGUAUUCCAUGUUAUAA
Molecule: messenger RNA, 3069 nt
Organism: Durio zibethinus
Lineage: Eukaryota; Viridiplantae; Streptophyta; Magnoliopsida; Malvales; Malvaceae
Source: RefSeq, a predicted model, not a curated record